GGCGUUUGCAGUGAAUCUAUUCGGUGUGCUUUAAGUGAGCAUCCAGUUCCUCUUUGCAGUUUCUUUCCCUCUCUCCACCUUCUUACCUCCUAGUACUCUUCCAUCCACCACAGGCUGUUUAUCGUCCACCAUGUCUUUUCUAAAUGAUCUUUGCGUCUAUCUCAACUCGGCUGCGUGGAAGACCUCCCUUGUUUUAGCAAUCACUCUCGUCGUCUGCUUCUUCUUCCAUCGCUAUGCCAUCGCCCCUUUGACUGAUGAGCUCGCCAGACUGCCCACAGUCCGAUACCGAUGGUUUCUCCCCGACGCCCUCAAUCGAAUCGCGUUCUACUUUUACGGACGCAAUCAAAUCGCUCAAGGUUACAGAGAGUACAAGGAACGUGCAUUCCGGCUCCUUACCACGGACGGUGACUUGGUUGUUUUGCCGCUCAAGUAUCUAUGGGAGAUCGAGCAGUUGCCCAUGACCACGCUGAGCGCUACUAGAGCACGACAUAAGACUCUCCUGAGCGAGUACACUGGCCUAGUCAGUGGGAGUACAAAUGUAUCUCGUGCAGCGGCAGAGAUGAGCCAGCAGAGUCAUCAGCACAUUGCUAUGCAGUUCAACGAUGAAGUUCACAAGGCGCUGUACGUCGAAGUCCCAAGAUGUCAGUACAAAUGGAUGCCCGUCAACCUGUACAAACUAGUCCUCAGGCUCAUCAGCCGCGCCACCGCCCGCUUCACCGUGGGCGAAGAGCUCUACCUGAACGAGCUCUGGCUCGAAACAGUCCCCAGCUACACAAGCGACAUCCUCACAACCAUCAUACUCCUGCGUCCCGUACCCCAGUUCCUACGAGCGCUCGUCGCCCGACUUCUUCCCAGCCUCCGCCGGGCCCGCGCAAGAGCGCGCUGGGCCCAGACCGAGCUGCUCAUCCCCACGAUCCAAUCGCGCCAACACAAGGAAGUCCACGACAGUGCCUACCAAAAGCCGCAGGACCUCAUACAGCGGAUAAUGGACAUGGCCACGACGAACUUCGACCGAGACCCAGCCAACAUCGCCAAAGCGCUGAUGUCGACCAUCACGAUCUCGAUCGUCCACCCGCUCACCAACCUCGUCACGCACGCUGUCUACGACGCUCUCACCCAGGGCCAGGGCCAGCAGAUAAUCGACGCGCUCCGGACAGAAACCGAGAGAAUCCUAUCCCUCCUCGAACACGAUGACGAAUUCGGUCUAAUCCCCCGCCCACACCAAUGCCUCAUGGACAGUUUUCUCCGAGAAGUCCUGCGCUGGAACCCGCUGAGCGAACGUAACACCGAACCCCUAACCCUCCCCGCAUUCACCCAAAUCACCUUCCCAGCGGGCCCUUUCUCCCGCGACGCAGCCAUAAUCCCGCACGCCGAGCGCUUCCACCCCUUCCGGUGGACCCGCGACCCCCUCGAGGUCCUCCCGCUUCUCCGCCCGGACACGAUCGACCCGCGGCUCCGCAGGGCCGUCGCCUUCGACACCGGUCUGGCAGACUCCAGCCCAGUCAAUCUGCACUUCGGGUGGGGGAAGGACCGCGCCGCCGCGGCGGGUGCGUGUCCCGGCCGACAUCUUGCGGCGCGCUUGGCGGCUAUGGCGCUGAGCGGUCUGCUUUUGCGGUAUGAUCUGCGGCUGUUUCCGGGGGAGAGGAGGCGCAGACCUGUGAAUUUGGGGGCGGGGGAGUUGGUCUUUCCCAACCCUGGGGUGAGGGUUUUGGUGAGGGAGAGAGGGGAGGGGGGAUCGAUUGGGGUUUUUGGGGUUUGAGGUGGUGUUUGGGGGGUGGAUGGAGAUAAAUAUGGAGUUUGUAGAAGGUUUGCGAGGAUGGGAGGGGGGUUGGAGUGUGAGACGCUGGAUGCAUUUUGUCGUUGUAGUGGUUUUGUAAGAUAUGUGUAUUGAGGAGAAGGAGAUGCAUCAUCGAGUAAGGAGGGGUGGGGUGGGGUGGCUGUUGUGAGGGUUGGGGUUCCGCUGGGUAUGGGCAAGGGCAAGUCAAUGUCUCCGUUGUUUCCGCUUUGAAGCA
Molecule: messenger RNA, 2012 nt
Organism: Aspergillus aculeatus ATCC 16872
Lineage: Eukaryota; Fungi; Ascomycota; Eurotiomycetes; Eurotiales; Aspergillaceae
Product: cytochrome P450
Exons: 6
Coding region: 131-1759 (542 amino acids)
Molecular function (GO): heme binding; iron ion binding; monooxygenase activity
Source: RefSeq, a predicted model, not a curated record